AUGACUUUCUUGAAGAUUUUCCUUCUUGUUCCUUUACUUUCCCUCGCGUUUUCUCAGGAAACUUUCACUUCCCACCUCCUGCCGAGGCCUUUGAUCAUCGAAUACCCCGAAAACACUGAGACCCAUUUCAGUGACUUAGAGGAAGAGUUUAAAUUGCACUGUACCAGCUGGAGAUUUUCUGCGGAGGCUAACAACAUCAACCCCUGGAAAACAAUCCCACAGGAAUGUGCAGAGUAGAAGUGACGGUUUGAUCUCGAAAGGGUCUCUAAGGAGGCUGGAGUUUAUGCCAAGGCUGUUGAAUUGAGUGGUGAUGGGAAAGAUGCGUGGAUUUUUGACAUUGAUGACACUCUGCCUUCCAAUCUUCCGUAUUAUGCUGACCAUGGUUAUGGAAUCAUGUUGGGAAUUUUGGAGGUUUUUGAUCAUCUGGAGUUUGAUAGAUGGGUUGAGAAGGCCAUGGCACCCGCUAUAAAGUCCAGCUUGAAACUCCAUGAAGAGGUGUUGGGUUUGGGAAUUAAGGUAUUCUUGCUCACUGGGCGCAGUGAAGGGAAAAGAAAGGCUACUAUUGAGAAUCUGAUCAAUGCAGGAUUUCGAGAUUGGCAUAAGCUUAUUUUAAGGUGA
This is a messenger RNA of Prunus mume (Japanese apricot), 618 nucleotides long. Lineage: Eukaryota; Viridiplantae; Streptophyta; Magnoliopsida; Rosales; Rosaceae. The record is from RefSeq and is a predicted model, not a curated record.